UCUUGAUGAUCCAGCCUGCUUGCUUGAUGGAAGAAGCUGCAAACCAAGAAGAUGGUUGGGUGAUCUGCCGAGUGUUCAAGAAGAAGAACCAUCAUCAUCAAAAGAGCGUGGAAAGCGCCACCAACUGCUCUUCUUCUUCUCUCUCCGCCGAUGCCAAGACAGAGUGGCUGCACUCAAACGGCGACGGCAUGUUGGGCCAAAUCCUCCAAUACAUGGGAAGAUCUUGCAAGGAAGAGAGACAAGAUCUCAACAGUGAGAAGUUGAUGAGGCUUCCACCUCUCCAUAGCCCGACCCUUCCAUGGUUUCCGGAGAACUACACCAACCAACAACUCGAUCAUCCAUCCGGGUAUCAGACGAGCUACGUACCGGACGCGAUCCAUGCCCUCGCGGGCACCGAGUCAAACAUCAACACCUGGGCCGCGCUCGAUGGGCUUCUCGCGUCGGAGCUGGACGGCCAGGCGGAGGCGCUGAAGCCACUCCCCUGCUUCGAUGACCCAAGCUUGGGUGUCUGCUCGCCUGCAACACUGUUCACCCCGGACAUCCAUCGCAAUCGCGACAGGGACGACGGCGACGACGAUCUGUGGAGCUUGGCGAGGCCAGCAACGAAGCACAUCAGCCACGUUCCAUACUAACGCGAAACCUUCGUUUUCUUCACGGUCUGAGGAAAACGAGUUUUGUCGCCCCAAAUAGUAUGCAUAAAUAAGGUGAGUGAGUGGUGGUAGAUGGCUCCUCCUGUAAUAUUUUACGGAGAGGUGGAUGUUAGGAGAAGAUGGAACUUUAGUUAGUGUAGUUUGGUGUGGCUUCGUUUCAUCUCUGGCCGAGGAAUUCCACGGCGAUGGGGAUCCAUCGUUCUGUCUUGUCAAAGUUGGCGUCAGCCUGCUUUAAGAGAGGAGAGUGACAUGAGAAGGGAUCGCAUGUGAAACACACACAGAGAAAGCGUGCUUAGUGCUGCGUUAAUUUAAUUAGCAUUUACAUGUUUCAGAAUUUAA
Musa acuminata AAA Group (dessert banana) is the source of this 989-nucleotide messenger RNA. Its product is annotated as NAC domain-containing protein 43-like. The transcript has a single exon. The record is from RefSeq and is a predicted model, not a curated record. Lineage: Eukaryota; Viridiplantae; Streptophyta; Magnoliopsida; Zingiberales; Musaceae. Bases 6 to 632 code for a protein of 208 amino acids.